Hyposmocoma kahamanoa is the source of this 3048-nucleotide messenger RNA. It is a transcript of the gene dmt, whose product is annotated as protein dalmatian. Bases 70 to 2004 code for a protein of 644 amino acids. The record is from RefSeq and is a predicted model, not a curated record. The transcript has 4 exons. Lineage: Eukaryota; Metazoa; Arthropoda; Insecta; Lepidoptera; Cosmopterigidae.
CCCCAGUAAGUUUCUUCCCGUACAACCAGUGCAUGCAAGUACACCUAAAUUGCAGAAAACUCUUCCCUUAUGACUAAACAAAAAACUACAAAAACAAAAAAGUCUCUAGAUGGUUCUAGAAACAAUUCCUCUAAAACACUUAGUGCUAAAAAUGUAUUACCAAUUUUCUCAUUUAGAGUGCUUGAAAACAAAAACUCAUCACAAGACAAAAAGAAUCAGGAUAUCUAUGAGUUUACAUAUGACCCUAAUGAUGAACCACCACCUCAGAAGAAAAAGAAACGAAGGGUUGUUAAGAAAAAGCCGUCAAAGCCCAAAACUGUAGUAUUCAAACAUAAUUAUGACCGAAAUCUGUCUAAAACUUUGUCAGCUCUUAAAAGUGCUGUUGCUAAGAAACAUGUUGAAAUACAAAAAACACCUAAUCAAGAGAUAAAUCCUAAUUCAGUAAUGGCCAAUAAUCAUGGGACUAUCCAAAUAUCCACAAACGUGGAAUCUGUAACAAAUACAGUCACCAGUAAACCAACCACACCAACUACAAUUGAAGCCCCUACAUUUCCAGAAAGAAACAAAUCAGUACAAAUAGAAGACAUUGCUGCAGAUUUAGAAAUCUCAUUAGAUCAUCAAGACCUAAAUUAUUCCCCAGUUAAUUCUCCGGAUCCUAAUUGUUUAAAAAGCCCUACAGUUCAAGUACAACCUCCAACUCCUCAAACAAGUCCUAGAUACAAUAAUGAUCCGUUGAAUUUGAGAGAUAAUUUAAGCUUCUUUGAUGAUCAACCUGUUGCAAGUAGUAGUAUGAAUAUGUCUGUGAGACAUCCGUUAGCCAGCCCUUGGAGGAUUGAAUUUGAAAGUCUUCCUAUCAAAUGGCAUGUCAAUUCCUAUGUUAAACCUAACAUGACACCAGCAGUUGAAUGUUCAUUUGUGAACUUUGAAGACAGUAAGAAAAAACAUGUUUAUACUAACAUGGUACCACAAAGCAAUGAACCAUUGCCUCAGAUUGUUGAAAAGAGUUCUGCUAAUCUUGUACAGCCUAGUAUAAUUUCUUUCAUAAAAGAAGUUGUGGAAAAGAGUGCUAGUAAAAAGCCAAGACCAAGGUCUGAGACUCCAACAGCUUGUAUUUUCAGUGAAGCUACUAAUUCUAGUAAAGUAAUUGAUAAUGUGACAAAACAUACCAGGCAAGUUAUUACACCUAAGAAAACUACAACAGAUAAGGCAACAUCAAAAAAUACACCAAACUCUUCAAACAAGAAUGAAAAUUCAACUACAUUGAAUAAGCAAAAUCCUCGUGAAAGUUUAAAACGUAAAAAUGAUUUUGAUCUAAUUGAAAUACCAGCUAAAACUCCUAGGCAAGAUAACAACAAUUACUUUGGUUUUGAUGACAGUGAGAUUGAUCAAGAGAAUGUAUCUCCUAAUAAAAAUAUAGAUGCUCGGAAAGUAAGAGCUCUGAGGCCAAGGGCUAGAGAAGUAUUAAAAGAGAUUAAUGAACAAGGACCAACCCGUGCUUUACUGCCUUUGGCAGUAAAACCUAAAGAUUCUGAAAGAGUAAACAGAUUAUAUGAAGAGAUGAAAUCUGCUACUGAUGCUCCAAUAUUCCCUGAUGAGGAUGCGUUACAAAAUGAACCAGCCCCAGAGACAACUAAUAUUGAUUUAAUUGAUAAUGAAGAUUCACAAUCUGUGCAUUUGUUUGAGGAUAUUGAAUUUGCACGUCAUUUGAAUGCCCAUUGUAAAAGCUAUAGCAAAGCAAAGAAAGUAGCAUUCCGCCAACCAUCAACAUCUGACAGUGAUUCUCAGAGUGUCAACAUAGUACAGGCUGAGGCCUCUAGCGGUGAAGAAGAUGACUUAAAUGACCUCAACUUUGAGGUGCCUUUGGUUGAAGAGAAGAAACCCAGAAAGAAACGAAGUAAGAAACAGAAAAUGACAAAAAAAGAGCGCGCGGAGGCAGAAGCAUGGGCAGCGAAUUUUAACUCUAUGUGCGAGGACGUCGAAGAUUUCCCGCUCGUUUUGGAAUAAACCGCGAUCAUGAUGUAAAGUUAAGUUUCUACACUAGUGACAUUAAAAAUGUGAUUAAAUACGCCUAAACUAUUUGUACUCUACAAUAGGAGCAACAAAAUGUUUUCAUUUAUUUCUUGAAAUAGUUAUUUGUUAUGCAAGGCUGCAAAGUUGUUAUUGGACGCGAGUGCUUAUGUUGAAACCUGAGCAAGCUAAGGAUACUAAUAGUAUCUUGAGCACAGCAAGGGUUUCAAGCCACGAGACUUAAAACAACUUUGCUGCCGAGCGAAACACACAGUUUUUCACCUCAGUAUAAUGCGAGGAAAAUGGAUGAAAGAAAAACAGUUGAACCAUAACAAAUCGGUUUUAUUCAUUCAUACAUUAAAAAUAAUUUAAUAAACAAAAUUAGGUAUCGUUCGAUAUUUAAAAUCAACAAUAAGAAUAAAAUAUACCAACGGAUUUAUAUUACAUAAAUAAUGUACGACAAAUCGCGUAGUUGAACGUAUCAUGUUUUUUUUCAAAAAGUUAGGUGCACCACAGUCCAUGGUUUAUUACGAAUUUCAAAAACCUUUUCGCCUCUAGCGUUGAAAAAAUGCUUUUGCGCGCAGAUUUCUAAUAAAAAAGCCUUUCCGAGCUAGUGAGGUGAAAACGUAUUUUGCAAGUUUUCUAAAUAACCGGUGUCUUUACUUGAACUCACUAAUGGCUGUCUUCCAGUCUUCUUGCAAAUUUUGAUGAAUGAUGAUGAACGGAAAAUUGAUGAUUAAGUUUUCCGUUACAAAAUCAAGAAUGUUUUACACAAUACUUGCUUUGGCUAAAUUAUUAUAAGAAUUUUAUUUGUAAGUGCUAUAAGAGCACAAUUAAGUUUUUAGUUUUAUUGUAAAACGUAAGCUACAAUAUAAGUGUCCCAUUAUGGAAAUUUUAUAAAGCCACUAUCUGGAAAUCAUGGGAUUACUAUGUAUUAAUAUAUGGUAUAUCUUUUUUACUUCUAAAUCGAUUUUAUAUAACAGGUUUGAAAAUAAGAUGAAUAUGGAGUUCUUAGGUUUUCGCGAUUGUUACACAUAUUAU